UGCGCGCGCAACAAGGUCAACAAAUGGCGGAGAACUUGAAUUUGGAAAAUAUUGCUAAGUGAUUCAGUGUCCAUUGAAACAACACAGCAUUAAGAUGAUGUCUACUAUAAACUGUACACCUAUAAAACAACAAGUUGAAUCAACAGGGAUUUUAACACCUGCUAGAAGUUUGCCGAGAUUGAAUCAACAACAAACACCUGAUUAUAGACAUGUUUCUUUUUCUACACCUAAUUUAUUACAGAAAGCCGAAAAACGAAGAUCAAAUAUGGCCAAAGAUAUCUUACUUGGAAAGAAACAGGGCUGUGGCACACCAUCCUACCCCUCUCCACUUGAUCGUAUUAGAGAUGGAAGAUCAAAGGUCAGCCGAGCAGAACAGCUGGGAUUGGUUGUUGAAAAUGAGGCUUCAUUCGAAUUGAACCAAUCAUUUCCAAAGGUUGCUAAAUCCAAGAUGAAAGAAGUUCUAGAUGUGACCACGCCCAAUUUGGAUCAGUUUGAAUGUGAAGGGUUAAACGAUGUCAGUUUUUCACCAGGCUUUAGUAAAGGUUCGUUUUCGAUUGCGGAGACAUCAUUAGACCUGUCAUUGAAUGAGAGCUGGUCAUUCUAUAAUUAUGUUGGAGGUGGAGAAACCGGACAUGUGUUUCCUCAGGCUGUUCGUAAUCCUAAUAAAGCCAUCUGUACCAUCAAUGCUAAAACGUCCGAGAUUCUUGUAGCAAAUGAAAUGGCUUGUGAUUUAUUUGGCUAUGAUAAAAGUCAGCUGAUUGGACGGAAUUUGAAGGAUAUGAUACAACUGAAAUCAUUGGAUCAGAUGUUUUUAUCAGAAUCUCAUCUACAACUGAAUGGAGAUAUUGUAGAUAUAUCAGGCAAAGUUUUUGAUGUGACAGAUAGCGAUGGUAUAUCCAUACCAGUAUCAUUGUGGGUUAAAAAACUUGAUAAUCAACAUGAUUCCAUAGAAGAAGUAAAACCUCUACUAAAAUGUCUGGUUGUCAUGGAACCAGUGAAAAGAACAGUUGCGACAGUAACGUUCACAAAACAGGGUCGUAUUGUAUCAUGUGAUCACCAGAUGGCGUUGAUGUAUGGAUGUAGUAACAUAAGUGAUGUGAUUGGUCUAGAGUUAAAUCAGAUGAUACCUGCGAUAAGAUAUCCUGUUGAUGAUACAAUACCCAAGGAUGUAAGAAGUCAGACAGCUACAGGAAGAACAAAACAUGGAGCCACAUUUCCACUCAGUUUACAGAUCUGUUCAACUAAAGAGAUGUCUGAUAUUGAACCAGUUGUCCAAGAUGAUGAUGUAGAAGAAGAAAGUCUAUAUUAUGGUAUUAUAUGGGUGUUUGCUAAUAUUAGUGGCAUGAUAUGCUUCCUACCUAAUGGUAAAAUACACAGUGUCAAUGAAAGUAUGGCCAGAUUGCUUUUUGGUUUUCAGAAACAAGAUUUAAUUGGAAAAGAUAUAUCGAUAUUGAUACCAGAUUUAUUGGAUGUGAUUGAUGAUGAUGAUAAUGAAGAUGAUGGAAUAGCACUGCCUCCUAUUGAUGAUGAAAUUAUACUAAUCCCAAAACCGAUACCAAAGGAAUCAAAAGAUAAUUCAACAUGCACACCCGACAUAUCAUCAAUACCUGUUGCUAUUAGUCAAAUCAAUCAGCUGCAUCUUGAUACUGCCUUGGUUAAAACUUCCACACCAAAUAAAUCAGAUACCUCUGUAGCAUCUACGGAAGAAAGUCCGAAAUCUACAAAAGAUGAUUGUUUAAUAGUCGAACAUAUAGAUGACGAUUCCAUUAAGAAUAUCACAAUCAACGAUUCUAUUGACCAAUCAAAUAACAAUAAUAGCGUGGAAAUUGUUAGCGACGGACACAUUAGUAUUUCCUCCCAAGAUACGUCUAAAUCUAAAGUUGUUUCAAUUCAUGAAAUAAACUCUUCAGGUAAUGGCAGUAGUUUAACGGAGAGUUCCGUCUCAGCCGAAGAAAGUUCUGAUGAUGGAGUUAACGCAGAUGUCAGUGGUGAUAUUGAAUCAAGUUUUGGUUUGAAAGAGGGAAGCAACUCGAGUCUGAAGCAAAAAAAUGCGAAAAAUUGGACUGGAUUAAAUAUGGCUCGAAAAAAGAUGUUAGAGAAACUUGACACUAGUUCAAGUAGUACUGAUAAUUCACAACAGUUUUUAGACAGUAAAUUAACAAGUUUUCUCCCCUUGUUAUCAAAACAGCGUAACAACAGUCAGUUGUUUUAUAACAGUGAUACCCAGAUAGAUGACGAGUCAAGUUAUUUCAGUCAUGAUAGUCAAGACACAUACUCCAGUCCUUCCAGUCUUGAACACUCAACUGAUCACAGUCCAUCCUCGAUGAACAAUCAGAACAAGUGUAACAAAGCGAAACAUAAAAGAUCACUGAAUAUUUUAGAACAACACCAGUCUUUUAGUUUUAGUGGAACUGGUCAACAUGCAGAUGGGUGGAACAUAGGUAUAAUGUUUCAAGUAAAGAAAGUAGAAUUAGGUGAUGGCAGCCAUAUUUUCUGUAUGUGGAUAUCCCGUGAUCCAGAGGAACCCGGAGAAGGAGGACGAUCGUACGCUAGUUUAACUCUUGCCUCUAGUUUCAACAGUACAUUAGAUCAGUCAUUAGCUGGGUUAAGUUUAGGAGAGGUUUUAUGUAAUAAAGCUAACUCGGAAUCAAAGAUAGAAGAUACUACAGAGGAUGAGAAGAAAAUAAUUGAUAGUAAAUCACCAGAGUUUGGUCAAUACAGCCAGAAUUAUGAUACGUUGAUGUCUAUUGGUAAAGGAGCAUUUGGUUUCGUUAAACUUGCACAACGACAAACAGAUGAUUUACAGGUUGUAGUCAAGUUUAUCCAGAAGAAGAAAGUAAAUAAAGAGAGUUGGGUUGUGGAUGAAUCUGAUGGUCGUAUACCACUAGAAGUCAGUCUGUUACGUAAAUUACACCAUCCUAACAUUAUACAGAUAAUAGAUGUGUAUCAAAAUGAUGUUUUUAUACAAAUGGUGAUGGAGAAACAUGGUAGUGGUAUGGAUUUAUUUGAGUUUAUAGAUCGCUGUCCACAGAUGGAUGAAGCUUUAGUUAGUUAUAUGUUCAGACAGAUGGUGUCUGGUGUAUCAUAUUUACACAGUUGUAAUAUUUUACAUCGGGAUAUUAAAGAUGAGAAUAUUAUAUUGGAUGAGAAAUUUAACAUAAAACUCAUAGACUUUGGUGCUGCAGCUUACAUGAAAGAGGGAAAAUUAUUUGGAACUUUCUGUGGAACUUUGGAAUAUUGUAGUCCUGAAGUCAUCAGUGGAAAUAAAUAUAGAGGACCUGAAUUAGAAAUCUGGUCCAUGGGUGUUACGCUGUAUACCCUUGUGUUUGGUGAAAAUCCAUUUUAUGAUGUUGAUGAGACACUGGCUGGUAUUCUCAAUCCACCCUGUCAACAGUCUAAAGGUCUGAUGUAUUUAAUAUCAUGGAUGUUACAUGUUGAUCCAAAGAGUAGAGCUACUAUACAGGAUUUAGAAGAGAAUGCAUGGGUUAAUCAAGAUAUAGAUAUCAACUCAUACAGCUGGCAAGAAGUUCUACCCAAUUGCGAAUUUACAGGAAAUACAGCUUGUGACAAUAGAGGAGAUGUUUCUGAUGAUAGCCAACUAAAUAACACCGAUCACACGGCUUCAACAUCACUUUGCUUAGAUCAACUGUCUAUUAAUGAUGACCAAUAUUUUUGAGUUUAUUAUCAAAUUAUUGAUGUAAAGGAGCAGUUCCAGAUGGAACAGGACCUUGUUCAUAUAGACAAUUUUAUCCAAUCACUCAUGCCAUUUGAGAUUAUUAUUAUUAUUAUUACUACUAUCACUACCCCUACUACUACUAGUGCUACUAUCUACUACUACUAUUAAGUGCUAUUACAUGUACUAUUAUUAACAACAAAUACAGAAGUAAUUAAUGCUAUUAUAAGACAUUUAAUCACUGGAAAUAUUAUUUUUAUACGCCCACAUUGAAAUGUGGUCGUAUAUUGUCGUCACCCCCGUCCGGCGUCCACAAUUGCUUGUGGACGCUCUAGAGGCUAAAGUUAAUAUCCGAUUGACUUUAAAUUUAUACACAGUGUUUAAGGUCAUGAGACGAAGAAGCCUAUUGAUUUUCAGCGAUUUCCAAUAAUUACUGCCAGAGUUAUGGCCCUUGAUCGCUUCAAAAAAUCUUGUGGACGCUCUAGAGGUCAGAGUUAAUAUCCGAUUGACUCUAAAUUUAUACACAGUGUUUAAGGUCAUGAGACGAAGAAGCCUAUUGAUUUUCAGCGAUUUCCGAUAAUUACUUCCAGAGUUAUGACUCUUGAUCACUUCAAAAAAAUCUUAUGCACGCUCUAGAGGUCAAAGUUAAUAUCCGAUUGACUUUAAAUUUAUACACAGUGUUUAAGGUCAUGAGACGAAGAAGCCUAUGGAUUCUCAGCGAUUUCCGAUAAUUACUGCCAGAGUUAUGGCCCUUGAUCACUUUGAAAAAUCUUGUGGACGCUCUAGAGGCUAAAGUUAAUAUCCGAUUGAGUUCAGAUUCAUACACAGAGUGUAAGGUCUUGAGACAAACAAGUAUAUUGAUUUUCAAUGAAUUUUUAUGACUUGAACAGCUAAAUCCAUGAUGUUAAAAGUUUCCUAUACUAGACGUUAGCAUUGGGCAAAACUUUAUAAAAACC
This is a messenger RNA of Patella vulgata (common limpet), 4629 nucleotides long. Its product is annotated as PAS domain-containing serine/threonine-protein kinase. Gene Ontology annotation, cellular component: nucleus; cytoplasm; cytosol. Gene Ontology annotation, biological process: intracellular signal transduction; negative regulation of glycogen biosynthetic process; protein phosphorylation. The record is from RefSeq and is a predicted model, not a curated record. Gene Ontology annotation, molecular function: ATP binding; protein serine/threonine kinase activity. Lineage: Eukaryota; Metazoa; Mollusca; Gastropoda; Patellidae. Bases 95 to 3676 code for a protein of 1193 amino acids. The transcript has 20 exons.